CGCAUGAUAGAAAAGACAGUCAAAAGGACCUGCAUUGGCUUUUUCUCCUACAGACAUGGAUGCAUCCAGUGACAGGCUUUUCUGCUGCAGGUGGGUGCGCCACAGGGUGCCUUUGGCCCACAGAGAGGAACUGUACCACAUCCUGAGGAUGACAGGGCCUCUGUUGCUCUCUCGAAUCCUCCAUUACCUGCUCCCAUUCGUGGUUACAAUGUUCUGUGGGCGUCUGGGAAAUGAAGUGAUGGCAGGCUAUGGUUUAGCUUCUGCUGCCAUUAAUGUUACCACUGCAGCAACAGGAUAUGGUCUAGGACUGGCAUGUGAUACUCUGGUGUCUCAGACAUUUGGAGGUAAGAACCUGUUGCGGGUGGGAGUGAUCCUUCAGCGGGGAAUCAUCAUCCUGUUGUUGUUCUGUCUGCCCUGCUGGGGUCUGCUCAUUAACGCCCAGGCCAUCCUGCUAUGCAUGGGCCAGGACCCUGAGGUGGCAAGAAUAGCCCAGCUGUAUAUUACAGGCUUCCUUCCUGCAGUACCAGCUAUGUUUCUACAACAUCUCCAGGUGUCUUACCUGCAGAACCAGGGUAUAAUACUGCCGCAAAUGUAUGCUGCUGCCAUGGCAAACAUAGCCAGUGUGGUGACAAAUUACAUCUUCCUAUACUGGCUUGAUUUUGGUGUUAGUGGAUCUGCCGCAGCCAACACUCUAUCUCAGAUUUACAUCUGCGCUUUCCUGUUUGCUUACAUUUGGUGGAAGAAGCUCCAUGUAAUAACAUGGGGAGGCUGGUCAGUAGAAUCACUGCAGGAGUGGGGCUCCUUCAUGAAACUGGCCAUACCCAGCACAUUAAUGAAGUGCUUUGAGUGGUGGGUUUAUGAGUUUGGUGGAUUCUUUGCAGGAAUGCUGAGUGAAGACGAGCUGGCAGCCCAACAUGCUGUAAUAAUGGUGGCAUUCAUCACCUACAUGUUCCCUCUUGGUAUUCAAGCUGCAGCGUGUGCCCGAGUGGGUAACGCUCUUGGUGCAGGAGACACUGCCAGGGCGCUUCUCACCACCAAGAUGUCAUUUGUUCUUGCAGGAAGCUUUGCGCUUGUUGAAGGUCUUUUGCUGGGUUUGACUAAAACAGUAAUUGGCUUCAUCUUCACCUCUGAUGAGAAGAUCAUAGGUCUGGUCUCACAUCUGAUGAAUGUGUACUGUUUCCUUCAGUUCUUUGAUGCUCUUGUGUGUGUGUGCACAGGGAUCUUCUUAGGAACAGGCAAACAAAAGAUACCAGCUGUGGCCAAUUUCAUUGGAUACUACUGCAUAGGACUGUCACUGAGCAUUACUUUAAUGUUUGUUGCAAAACUGCGAGUUUUUGGAUUUUGGCUAGGACUGCUUGUUUGUGUCAUUGUACAAUCAACCUUCUACAUCAUUGUCAUCUCCAAGUUGAAUUGGGAGAGAAUGACAGAGGAGGCUGUAAACCGAGCGGGAAAAAACACUGCCAAGACAUUAACAAGAUCAGCUGCUCUGUCAGAUACUGCGGGUAAUGCCACUGCUGACCAGACAGCGAGUAAUGGAGAUUCAGUGGAUGGCCACAUGUCUGUGAGCAUAGAGUGCAAUGAUGGGAACACAGAGACACAGGGUGGACAUAUGGUCCAGCAUGUGAAGGCUGGUCGUCUCUCUACUACCCAGCUGAUCCUCCGACGAGGUCUCACAAUGUUUGCAGCAGUUGCGCUUCUGGCAGUGGGAGUAAGCGUGCACUUCAUCGUGCCCUUGCCAGAUACCCUGCCGUCAAAAGCAAACUUUACUUUGGACUGGAUUAACACAACAUAUACCACUGUGCUGGUCCCAAAAUGA
This is a messenger RNA of Plectropomus leopardus (leopard coralgrouper), 1816 nucleotides long. Its product is annotated as multidrug and toxin extrusion protein 1-like. Lineage: Eukaryota; Metazoa; Chordata; Actinopteri; Perciformes; Serranidae. The record is from RefSeq and is a predicted model, not a curated record. Gene Ontology annotation, cellular component: membrane. Gene Ontology annotation, molecular function: xenobiotic transmembrane transporter activity; antiporter activity. Gene Ontology annotation, biological process: xenobiotic detoxification by transmembrane export across the plasma membrane.